AUGUAUUUGUUCAAACAAAAAAAUAUUAUUUUCCAUUUUAUGACCAUCACUUUCUCCUAUCCCCGGGAAUUCGACACUUUAUCCCUCGAUCCUCCACACUUCCGCUCGUCACUACUUGCGUGGGAUGCUGACGGAACGCGUAUUGCGUGCGCCCGCACCGACAAGUCGAUUAAAGUCGCCAAAUUCGACCAUAUCCGACAGAAGUUCGACGACCCGGUCGUGAUUACCACAGCCCACGAGUCCCCUGUGGCUGUCCUCAUAUGGGAGUGCAGCAGAAAUGCCCGCCUUACCGCCAUUUCGACAGACUUUACCCUCAAAGUGUGGGAAAUCAAAACAAAAGCCCACAAACUGGUAAGAUCGCUCAAACUCGCCAACACGCGGCCCAAACUCGCCAAAUACUCCCCAAAUGGCAGAUAUCUUGCCAUUGCAGACAAUGACGCUAACCUGACAUUGCUGGACUCGUCCACUCUGCAAUUGAGCACUGCUAUCUCCAUAAAGAUGAGCUCCCAAAUUGGCGACCUAGACUGGGACGCAGACUCUGAAACCCUCAUUUGUGGACUCACAAAUGGCUCCCUGCAACUAUAUAAGGUCCAGAAUAACAACGGCCUCCACGCAAUCGAACUUAUCCAGUCGCUGCAUCUUUCAGACUCCCCAAUUGUCUCCAUAAAAUACAUGGCAGACCGCAACCAGAUCCUGACAGCAGGCCUGGACGGCCAGCUGCUAGUGGUGGACGCGCAGCUGCUAAUCUGCAUAAAGAGCCUCUACAAUCUUGACGACGCUCCCGUUUGCAUCGACACCCUUACACCAGCAGUGGCGAUCAGCUACCAAAAUAACAACCGGGGAGGAGGUGCAUGAGGUGAAGAACAGCAAAGGCGACAACGCGCUCGCCAAAUUCCACCCGCAAUUCCGCGAAAUUCUGGCCUACAUCGACGGCUCCGGCAAAGCUACCGUGAUGGUGGCCAAGAAAAGAACGGGGCCUGCCCGAGCCCUGCCGCGGCCUGUGUCGUCAAGAGGCAGGGCGUCUGGUCUAUCAGGGUCGUCAGGCCCCUCCAGAACGAUUCGCUCCGACAGGUUCGAGCGGCCCAACGCCAAACGUCCGAAAUAUUAAAUUCUAGUGCAGUCUUGCUGGUUCUGGUAGCACCACCUGGUCCAGCUGGUCCAGCUGGUCGCUGGAGUCCAAUGGGAUCACUAGAGACUGCUGAGACGGCAUGCUGUUGAUGUCGUCGUAUGGUGGAGGGGACAGAGCCCCCACUGUGUUAUAAGUUGGCGGCACCUCGUCGUCCCACGCGACUCCGAGCCCGGAUCUUUCUGUGAGAACCAGGCGGAACUGCAUGCGCAGCACCCUGGCAACACCCGUGGGGAUCCCUGUUGUGUGGUUGAGCGGGUCGCUGCGGUUACCGCUCACGUGGUCUGGUCCCGUGCCCCCGUCGUUGUGUUUGGCGUUGGUCGAGUGGUGUGUUGCGCCGGGUCUGUUUUGCGACGAAGUUCCUGCUUGCACGGGGGCGACUGUGACGGUGCUCAAGUAGGCCGAUGACGGAGUGGAGCGGAUCGGCUGCACAUUUGUAGCGUGCAUGAGCUCUUCUGCCACAAUCACCUCCAGCACCAGGUUGUGGUGGACAAAGAUGCCUGUUUCGUGGUCUUCGAUGUCGCACGCGCAAUUGACUCCACUUUGGGGCUCCAGACUGAAAAUCGGAGACUCGCAGUUCAGCGAGUUGAUUGCGGACAAAUUGGUCAGCGAGACGUUGAGUCCCAUAGAAACAAGGUCCAUUAGCGAGAUGUCGGCCACGAUUUCGAUUCUACCCUUAUUGGAAAAAUCACUCUUCCAGCCCGACUUGAGCUCGCCAGACUUGAUCACACGGAUCUCCUCCACGUACAGCGGCGUGUCUGUGGUGGUAUGGUGCGGCUGCAAGUCGUUACUAGUCGCUGUCGACAGCGACGGCGCCAUCUGCGGCGUGCUCUGCUGCGACACCUGCGGUGCCAACGCCUCGCUUCCGGCCUGCACCGACCACGUUGACGCGACAGGCACAAGGUCUGGAGACGCGGUGGGCGACGUGUUUUGCGCGGUCACGUCGCUGGGGUCCUCGUUCUCCUCUGUCGUGUGUCGACGGGGCGGGUGCUCGAAAUAAUAAUUGUACACGGGUUUACCGGGACCACCGCAAUUCUUGUGCGCUUUCUUGCCUCGCCGUGCGCGUUUGGUGUUUUCCACGGUUGUGGCGUACUUGUCCUGGUGAUUUACGCAGUGGUUGGCCCGCACACGGAUUAUUUCCUCCAAUUUCCAGUUCAGUUUGCGCAUUCUCCAGCGUCGCUCCGGCGAGCACACGUUGUCCAUGCGGAUCUCCACAGGAAAAGUCGACUUCGGAUACGCAACGUUCGGAAUCACAGCGGUGGCAGUGACCUCUGUGGGCGGGAAAACCCUGAGCGAGUUGCGAUCUUGACCUCUCAAGAUCGAUCGCCGGAUCAUCACCGGCAGCGCGAUAUUAAUGUGGUCCGGUCUUCCCUGCUUGUUGAUGAAGCGCGCCUUGCAAACCAGCUCGUAGCGAAUCGACGUCAGCGAAUUGGACAGAACAGAUGUGGCAGGAAGCGUCCCAGGCACCAGAUGGCUGAACGGGAAGGCAUGGGACGAGCCUUUGGCGAAACCUGUUGGCCGCGAGAGAACGUCCCAAUGUGCGAGCUCUGUUAUCUUGCGACGACACUCGCCACAUGAGUCUAUCGUGGUUGAGCCGGCGACGAACGGUUUUCCGUAGUCGAUGAUCUGUAUAAAAGACAAUACCACUUCUUUAACCUCUGCGUAAUUUUGUCUGAUAUUGGUUGCGGCAGUGCUCAGCGAGAUGGUGGACUGGAUCGAUUGCGUGGAGACAAUGCCUUCGUUCUGUGGCUGGCCGAUCUGGUCCGGAAAUACGUCGAGAAUCACCAAGCCGCUGAAAAUUGCGCCUGAACUGUGUUCCGGCGGGCCGUAUAGCAUCAGAGGCGGAGAUUCUAUCUGGAUGGACAAUUUGAGCCCUGCCAGAGGAUUGGCCUUGUUUAUGAUGUCUGUAUGGUACGGGUCAUUGAGUCUUGUCGACGGCGAGUGCGAAGGUUCCUGUUUGACCGCAUUGC
Molecule: messenger RNA, 3096 nt
Organism: Ogataea polymorpha
Lineage: Eukaryota; Fungi; Ascomycota; Pichiomycetes; Pichiales; Pichiaceae
Exons: 2
Coding region: 1-855 (284 amino acids)
Biological process (GO): mRNA export from nucleus
Cellular component (GO): THO complex part of transcription export complex
Molecular function (GO): protein binding
Source: RefSeq, a predicted model, not a curated record